Molecule: messenger RNA, 2171 nt
Organism: Synchiropus splendidus (mandarinfish)
Lineage: Eukaryota; Metazoa; Chordata; Actinopteri; Syngnathiformes; Callionymidae
Product: heterogeneous nuclear ribonucleoprotein L-like
Exons: 16
Coding region: 118-1803 (561 amino acids)
Biological process (GO): mRNA processing; regulation of RNA splicing
Cellular component (GO): nucleus
Molecular function (GO): mRNA binding
Source: RefSeq, a predicted model, not a curated record
AGAGAUGUGUGUGUAUAAAAGAAUUAGAGAUUAACAAAAAACAGACGAUUCUUUCAGGCAAACGUCAAGCGAAGACUAACCGGGAGUAGCGUUUAUUUCAGAAGUGGGAAUAGGAUCAUGGUCUGGCAUAAGGGACGAGACAACAUGGCUGCAGCUGCGGGCCGUUACUACGGAGAAGGCGGCAGAGCAACGAAAAGACAGAAAACUGAGGACGGAGGAAUGACAACGGAGGGUUACGAAGAUCCCCACAAACCGCUCCCCUCCCCGGUGGUGCACAUUCGCGGCCUGGUGGACGGUAUUAUGGAGUCGGAUCUGAUCGAAGCCUUACAGGAGUUUGGGGCAAUCAGUUAUGUGGUUAUGAUGCCCAAGAGACGUCAGGCCCUGGUGGAGUAUGAGGACUUAAAUGGGUCCUGCAACGCCGUCAAUUACGCAGCAGAGAAUCAAGUUUACAUUGCAGGCCACCCUGCCUUCAUCAACUACUCCACUAGCCAGAAGAUUUCUCGCCCAGGUGAUGGGGAUGACAACCGAAGUGUCAACGCUGUGCUUCUGCUCACUAUUAUCAACCCCAUCUAUCCAAUCACCACGGAUGUCCUGUAUACCAUUUGUAACAACUGUGGUCCAGUGCAGAGGAUCGUCAUCUUCAGGAAGAAUGGUGUUCAAGCCAUGGUCGAAUUUGAUUCCGUCCAAAGUGCCCAGAGAGCAAAAGCGUCCCUCAACGGGGCAGAUAUCUACUCUGGCUGCUGCACACUGAAGAUUGAAUAUGCCAAGCCACCUACUUUGAACGUCUUCAAGAAUGACCAGGACACCUGGGACUACACAAACCCAAAUUUGGGUGGUCAAGGUCUGGCUCAGUGUGUGUCAGUGGACAGACAACCCACCGUCACAUGUCCUGCUUUGUGGUGUGAGCACGAUGCUGAUGGUGAAGGCAAUUGGAACAAUUCACAAGAUCCGAAUGGUAACCCCAACAAACGUCAGCGGCAGCCAGCUCUUCUGGGAGACCACCCCCCUGACUAUGGUGGCCCUCAGGGAGGAUACCAUGGCUACAGUGAUGAUGGCGGCUAUGGCCCGCCUCCACACCGCAUGGGGCCGGGUAUGGCGGGCCGCGGGCGCGGCGGGCAGCGCUACGGCUCUGGGUACGGCCCACCCGGCCCUGACUAUGGACCUCACGCCGACUCGGCAGUUCUCAUGGUUUACGGACUUGACCCGGUGAAGAUCAACGCAGACAAAGUCUUCAACAUCUUCUGUCUCUAUGGAAACGUGGAAAAGGUGAAGUUCAUGAAGAGUAAACCUGGGGCCGCCAUGGUGGAGAUGGGCGACUGCUACUCAGUGGACCGAGCCAUCAGCCACCUCAACAACACCUUCCUUUUCGAUCAGAAGAUCAUCGUUUGCGUGUCCAAGCAGCAGGCCAUCGUUCCAGGCCAGUGCUACCAGCUGGAGGACAACACCAGCAGCUUCAAAGAUUUCCAUGGCUCUCGCAACAACCGCUUCACCACUCCCGAUCAGGCUGCCAAGAACAGAAUCCAGCACCCCAGCAACGUGCUGCACUUCUUCAACGCGCAGCCGGACAUUUCGACGGAAAUCUUCAACCAGAUCUGCGAUGAACUGGGAAUAAAGAACCCUGCCAAUGUGAAGCUUUUCCCUGGGAAGGGUGGGAGAAGUUCCUCUGGCCUCCUGGAGUGGGAAUCUGUCAACGACGCCAUGGAAGCCCUGGCGCUGAUGAACCAUCACCAGAUGAAGAACCCGAGUGGACCUUACCCGUUCACACUGAAGCUGUGUUUCUCCACCACUCACAACGCCAGCUAAAUUCUCUCCCAGUGUCUUGUGUCAUUGCAGUAACAAUUCUCUCUGUUUUCACAUUGUGUUUAAUCCCUUUGUUGAGAAUUUAUUGAUUCUAGCAUCGCUGUGCUGUAGAAGCCGUUUAAUUUUUUUUUUUCUAUGCUUCGUUGUUUUCCAGGAUUUUUGUAUGCUCACGACACUACCCAGUUGUUCCUGAAACUUUCAAAUUGCCCUGAGUUUUUAAAUAAAUUGGACUGGGAGUCCUUGUUUAUUUGUAUUGUCUUGAAGUUGGUAAGAAAGUAUUAGUAUCCAGAACCACUGACCUCUGCCAGACGACUCAAACAUACACCUGAAUAGCGUCAUGACUUUUUAAAUAAAGUGAACUGGUGAUCAAA